GGGGAAGGAAAACGGUUACGGAACACCACUAGACAUAUUUCCGCCAAUAACAAACCUGCUAGCUUGAAGCAGGCUAAGUGUAUUGUUUGUGUUUGUCAUGCCAAGUGUGUCAAAACAGUGAGGUAAUGGUCAUUUUGAAGGUGGUUGAAUAGAAAACAUCCAGCUUAGUAUCACACAAAUGCCACAAUGGAUCAGUACACACUGCAGAUUUGCAAAAGGAAGAUGUUCUCAGUGUCUCACAAGACGGUCUUUGUGGUGGACCACUGUCCCUACAUGGCAGAGUCAAGUCGUCAGCAGGUGGAGUGUGAUGUGUUGACAAAGAGUCGAGCUCAAGGGGUUAUUCCUUUGGCCCCUGUGUCCAAGUCCCUGUGGACCUGCGCUGUGGAGUGCUCCAUGGAGUACUGUCGGAUCCUCUACGAUAUUUAUCCAAGGGACAAACUGGUUAAUUACAUUGUGAGUGAUUCAGAGUUCCACAUCUUGAACAGUUGGAAGCAGGAAGACCAGAGCACUCAUGAGCUCAUGUCAGCUCUGGCAGCUGUUGGGCCACCUAACCCACGUGAGGACCCCGAGUGUUGCAGCAUCCUGCAUGGUCUGGUUUCUGCAGUGGAGUCGUUAUGCAAGAUCACAGAGCUGCAACACGAGAGACGCACCACUCUGAUGGACACCGCUGAGAGAGUUGCCAAUAGGGGUCGUAUUAUCUGCCUAACCAAUGCUAAAAGCGAUACUCAUGUGCGCAUGUUGGAAGACUGCAUCCAGGAAACCAUUUUAGAACAAAACAAGCUGGCAGCAGGCUCAGACAGGCUGAUGGCCAUCCAACAGUGUGACCUGGUUCUAGUUCACAUCCACCCACAGGGGGAGGACACGCUGGUGUCUGAUCGACCGAAGAAAGAGAUCUCCCCUCUGCUCACCAGCGAGGUUCACAGUGUUCGUGCAGGGCGGCACCUGGCCACCAAACUCAACAUUCUGGUCCAGCAGCACUUUGACUUGGCCUCCACCACCAUAACAAACAUCCCCAUGAAGCCCACAUUAAAUGUUUGCGACCAGGAAGAGCAGCAUGCCAACACAUCAGCCAAUUACGAUGUUGAGCUCCUGCAUCACAAAGACGCUCACCUGGAGUUCUUUAAAAGCGGAGACUUGCAUAUGGCUGGCACCAGCACUCGAGAAAAUGGACUUAAAGAGACGAUUACACUGAAAUGGUGCACUCCACGAACCAACAGCAUAGAACUGCAUUACUGUACAGGAGCCUAUCGCAUCUCCCCCACAGACGUAAACAGUCGCCCCUCGUCAUGUUUGACAAACUUUCUCCUUAACGGUCGAUCGGUGCUGCUGGAGCAGCCGAGGAAGUCAGGGUCAAAAGUCAUCAGCCACAUGCUCAGCAGCCACGGAGGCGAGAUCUUCCUGCACGUGCUCAACAGCAACCGCUCUACACUUGAGGAUCCGCCCUCCAUCAGCGAGGGCUGUGGAGGCAGAGUGACAGACUACCGCAUCACUGACUUUGGUGAAUUUAUGAGAGAGAACCGGCUCACUCCUGUUUCAGAAUCUUCCCACGAUCCCUCGGGGAAGCUGCCAGCUGAGAGGGCCAAAGCUCAGCUGGAACGUCACACUCGAUACUGGCCGAUGAUCAUCUCCCAGACCACCAUUUUCAACAUGCAGGCAGUGGUUCCUUUAGCUAACCUGAUAGUGAAAGAGUCUUUGUCGGAGGAAGACGUUCUGACCUGCCAGAAGACGGUUUACAACCUGGUAGACAUGGAGAGGAAGAACGACCCUCUCCCUAUUUCCACUGUGGGAUCCAGAGGCAAAGGCCCCAAGAGAGACGAACAGUAUCGUAUCAUGUGGAACGAGCUGGAAACAUUAGUGAAAACUCACGCCGGAGACACUGACAGACACCAGCGGGUACUGGACUGCAUCAUCGCCUGCCGCAGCAAACCCCCCGAGGAGGAGGAGAGGAAGAAAAGAGGGAGGAAGAGGGAGGAGAGGGAAGACAGGACGGAGAAAAAUGGCAGCAAGGAAACGGACGACAAAAGCUGGCAGGACUCGGAGAGACUAAAGGGUUUGCUGGAUAAAGAAGAUCAGGAGUCAGAGGUGAUCAAGGAUUCCCCGGACUCUCCAGAGCCGCCCAACAAGAAGCCGCGCCUGUCCACAGAGGAGGUUCAGCCCCCAGAGAGAGCAAAAGGUCCCGUCUCGCUCCUCACCAUGUGGACCAAUCGCAUCACUGUAGCCAAUUCCAGGAAGCACCAAGAGUUUGUUGGAAGAGUGAGCUCCAUCAACAACAAGUUUGAGUUGUACCAGCAGCUCAAAGACGAGAAUGGGAUGGAUGUUCAUGAAAACGGCAAGGCCUCCAGAUGAUGUUUCCACAGAUACAUUGCUUCACCCCUGCCAAGGAUGAGAUUGUGGACCACAGUGUUUUUCAGACUUUGGUGCCUAUACUCCCAAGGCAAGGACAUCAAAUAAAAUAGACAGUGAACUCUUAACGAGGAAUUUAUAAAAAUUUUUACCCAUGAUUUUGUAGAUAUGCUGUUCAUAUAUUGUGUAACACAAUAAAGCUGUCAAUAGAGAA
Molecule: messenger RNA, 2557 nt
Organism: Siniperca chuatsi (mandarin fish)
Lineage: Eukaryota; Metazoa; Chordata; Actinopteri; Centrarchiformes; Sinipercidae
Gene: ints13
Product: integrator complex subunit 13
Exons: 18
Coding region: 187-2346 (719 amino acids)
Biological process (GO): regulation of mitotic cell cycle; centrosome localization
Cellular component (GO): integrator complex
Source: RefSeq, a predicted model, not a curated record